Symbiodinium natans is the source of this 303-nucleotide messenger RNA. NCBI's taxonomy places the organism in Eukaryota, Dinophyceae, Suessiales, Symbiodiniaceae. The record is from the annotation of a GenBank genome assembly.
AUGCCCUACCGAGGCACGGGACUUCCUCUUCGACGUUCAGGCACCGCCCCUUCACGCCCCGCCCACAAGGUGGAGUUCCUGGAGGCAGCCAUGAUGGGGCCGCUGCGACGGUUCACCAUGGAUGGGUUUCGCGCGCUUCAAGAACAUCGGGCCGAGGCAAGGCUGCAGGAGCGCAGGCAGCACUUCGCUCAGCCGGGACCGGCUGGAGGUGCCCGGGAGACCGUGCCAGCCGGGGCGCGCCUGUCGCUGGCCAUGCGCGCCCCAACGCUCGCGGAGCAUGUUGCAUUGUCUGGGAUGGAUUGA